ACCAUUUCUUCUUAUGAAUCAUAAAAUAAAAUAAAAAUGGAAAAUAAGAAGCAUUUUCUAGUCCUCAGAGUCCGUACACUCGGCCCUUCUCCCAAAUGUGAAACAAAGAACUCAGAAAGCAGUCUGCAACAUACCUACUUAGAUUUUUACUUUCUUUUCAGCUCCUAUCAAUUACAUUUUUUCUACUAUAGAUUCUCUGGUUCAAUUUUAUGCAAAAAUAACCCCUUUAUCAUUCUUUUCUUCAGAUGCAUUCUUGUACAAAGUCAUUGAUGACAGCUAACUAACAUUGAAAAGUUUGUGAGAGUAAAUAAGCUAUUUGGUAAUUUUUCAAGAUUGUUUUAGAGGACUUCCUAAAAUGUCUGAACCUUGUUGAGAGCUAAGAACGUAGAUAUUUUUUCGAAAGAGGCUAAAGGUGUUCGCUUGGUAUGAUUUUCUUUGUUGGGUUUAUCAAGAUUGUUUGAAAGACAUCGUAAAAUGUCUGAACCAGCAAAGGUUCGUUUGGUUCGUUGCCCAAAGUGUGAAAAUUUACUUCCUGAGCUCACUGAUUAUUCUGUUUACCAGUGUGGUGGUUGUGGUGCUGUUUUACGAGUUACAGCCAAAAAUAAAAAUGGGGAGUUAGAGGAAUUUGCUGGGAAGUCUGAAGAAGAAACUGUGGGAGGAAUUGUGGAGAAUUUUGAUCUUUCAGGGAAGAAACUUAUGAAUAUAGGUGAGGGUUCGGGGUAUGAUGUCAAGUCAAAUACUAGUUCUUCCAGCACAAGGGAGAGGAGGAGGGUUUUGUGCGAUGCGCCUGAAACUUACGAGACCAGUUUUAGGAAUGUUGCUGGUGAUUGGGCUAAUGAGGAUGAGAGGGUGAUGUAUAAGACUAACAUUGAUGAACAAGGUCAAGAAAAUAUGGUCAAUGAGUUUGCUUUUGACUCCCGGAAUGGAAAAGAAAUUGAAACUCGAAGACCAGGCCGAGUUCCAAAUUGGAGAAUUAGGGAGAGAAGUGAGGCUGAGGUUUUGCCCAGGGUUAGAAGAGUUAAUCUUCAAGGUAUGAGGAAUUCAUCCUCCAUUAACUCAGAAGAGGGUCCGUCGGGCUACUGUUCAGGCUCAAAUUAUGAUACUGAUAACAGGUUGUACAGGAACGAUGUGGAUGGGAUCGAUCAGGAUGAACAAAUUCAAGAAAAUAUAGCUAAAGAAUUUGAUCUUUUUGACUCCCAGCAUGGAAAAGAAGUUGAAAUCCGAAGAGCAGGCCGCGUUCCAGAUUGGAGAAGUAAGGAGAAUUCUGAGGCAGAGGUGUUGCCCAGGGCUAGAAGAGUUGAUCUUGAAGGUAUGAGGUAUGCGUCCUCCAUUAACUCAGAAGAGGGUCCUUCUGGCUACUGGUCAGGUUCAAAUUAUGAUAAUGAUAAGAGGUUGUAUAGGAAGGAUGUGGAUGGGUUCAAUCAGGUUGAUCGUCCCGUUGAUGAGCGCGCAGAGCUUUUGAGAAAGUUUGAUGAGCUAAAAGAACAGCUCAAUCGGUUUGGUGAUGUGCCUGAGAAGCCUAACGAAAGAGUCCCACUUGAAAGGAGGAUGGCUCAUCAUGGAAAUCCCUAUGAUCUGUUUCCUCAAAGCUCUACAAGGAUCAUGAAUAGAGCUUCGGCACAAAAUCCUGUAUCUGGUGAAAGACCUCCCUAUCUGAACCACUACAAUGCGCCCUCGCCUUUUAUGAAUACAGCUGGUGGUGGAUUUUAUCCUCCUAGAGACCAUAUCCAGGGAUAUGGAGGUCCUCCCAGGUCCCAGUUGUUUAGUGGAGAUCCAUACCAAACCCCGGAUCCAUUUCAAUUGCAGCCAUCUCAUGGCCAUUUUCCUGGGCGCUCAAUGGACAAUGAAAUCCCACCUACGGAUCCUUUUCGACCUUACCAGCCUCAGACUAAUCCUCAUCAUUCAUCUUGCAGUUGUUUUCAUUGCUGCAAUGUAAAUCAAAUCCGUAGUCGAGGUCCACCCACUGGUUUUGGUGAUAAAAGGUUCUCUGACAUUCCCCAGAAACCAAUGUUCUACCGUCAUCAAAAUAGUGGUGCAUUUGGUAAGCAAGAUUAUAAUCCUCGAAAUGCCAAUUCUCUUCCAUCAAAGCCGCAAAAUUCUCUAUCACAAAUGACUCAUUCUGGUGAUAUGAACUCUGCAGCGGGUGGUUAUGCUCGUCAACAUCCUCCCAGGGUGCAGCCUAGUGGACAACAAUGCCGCCCUGUGGCUGGCGGAGCCCCAUUUUUGACGUGCUACAAUUGUUUUGAGUUGCUGCAAUUGCCUAAGGAAGUUUUUCGUGGAGGUAAAAGGCGAAAAAUGAAAUGUGGGGCAUGUUCUACAGUUAUGGUUAUUGCAGUUUUAGACAAUAGACUUGCUAUUUCUAUUGAAGAACGAGUGGAUAAAAGCACUGACAAGAUGGAUCAUCAGCAUAGAGUCAUGUUGAAUGAAGGGAAUCCAUACUCCAAUGCACAUACAAACCGUCCUAGCAUGACCUUCUCUUCUGAAGAUUACGAUACUUCUAGAUAUGAUUUCCAUGCAAUGGAUCAAGAACUCAGGUCACUGUCAACAGGCCGUGGAAGUUCCAUUAAAUCUGCCGAGAUGAGAAGCCUUGGUUCUACAUCUUCCCGGAGUUCAAGGGAAGAGGACAACCUCAUUAAUGCUGCUGCAACAAUGGAAAAGUCUGACUCUGUGCUGCCAAUGAAGGGUAAAGAAUCUCCACCACCAGCUGGUUCACCACUGCAAGAAUACUUUGAGUAUUCUAACAAAUUUCAUGUAGCCAACCGCCUGGAUCAUGGAAACAGAAGUGUGCGCUCUGAUGCAGAGAAGCUGAUGCAGAAAAAGACUACUUUACAGCAAAACUCCGCUAAAGAUACAGCUGUAGCAACUGAGAUGGACAUACCAUCCAAUGAGUAUGGUAACACCGGUUCGUCUUUAGAGUCCGGUGGAUCUAGUAAAGAAGGAGACCAACUGAAAGCUACUAAAGAAUCAUUUUUCUCUGGCAUCAUAAAGAAGAGCUUUAAAGAAUUCAGCCGAUCCGAUCAUUCCGCGGAGGAGGAAAAAGCCAAUACUACAGUUAACGGGCAUCUUAUACCAGAUCGGUUGAUUAAAAAGGCAGAAAAGCGUGCUGGACGGAUACAACCUGGACAUUACUGGUAUGACUUUCGAGCUGGAUUCUGGGGAGUAACUGGUGGUCCUUGUCUGGGCAUUAUCCCUCCAUUCAUUGAAGAAUUCAAUUAUCCCAUGCCUGAGAAAUGUGCUGGUGGAAAUACUGGAGUAUUUGUGAACGGGAGAGAGCUUCACCCAAAGGAUCUGAAAUUACUUUCGAGUAGAGGUCUCCCAGCCGAGAGAGACAGAUCUUAUAUUAUUGAAAUUUCUGGCAGAGUCCUUGAUGAGGACUCUGGUGAAGAGUUGGAGAGCCUGGGCAAACUUGCUCCGACUGUUGAGAAAGCAAAGCAUGGCUUCGGCAUGAGACUUCCAAAGGUAGCAGCAUAACUAUCAGGAAAAAGAGUUUGGCCUUAUUAGGUUGCUUACAGUAUAGAGAGCUGUAGUGCCUGGCAGGAGAAUGUUAGUUAUUGCAAAUGAGACAUGUAAAAUGGAACUAGAUGAGUUUUAUUUUGUCUUGUGCCCAGUAAAAAUGUGUCCUACAGAUUCUAUAUACUACUUUUUUUCUCUGUCAAUGUUUGUAUAUUCAUCAAAAAGUAGCAGCUGUGUGCCCUUCUAGAGUAGUUAAGAGAGUUUGCCUGGUUAUCGAAUCACGGCUAUUGUUGUGGAAAUAUUGUGCCAACUCCUUUGCGUUGUUAGCUUUCUAGCUUUUAGUGCAGAAUGUUUUUCUAAUUUGUAUUUCUGUUUAAAUUACAGCAAGGUAUUUAUACCAAAUUCUUUCGAGCAA
This is a messenger RNA of Nicotiana tabacum (common tobacco), 3868 nucleotides long. RefSeq lists its product as uncharacterized. The record is from RefSeq and is a predicted model, not a curated record. Lineage: Eukaryota; Viridiplantae; Streptophyta; Magnoliopsida; Solanales; Solanaceae. Gene Ontology annotation, biological process: regulation of defense response to fungus.